AAGAUUUCUCCUCACAUGAACUGCCCUGCAGAAUACUAUGGACUAGAGGAAGCCAGGGACUAUGAGAUUCAGAGACAGAGGAUUGAGCUGGGUCGCUGUAUCGGAGAGGGACAAUUCGGGGACGUCCACCAGGGAGUCUACAUGAGCCCGGAAAACCCUGCUCUGUCUGUGGCCAUCAAGACGUGUAAGAACUGCACCUCUGAUAGUGUCAGGGAGAAGUUCUUACAAGAAGCUCUGACCAUGCGUCAGUUUGACCACCCCCACAUAGUGAAGCUGAUUGGAGUGAUCACAGAAAACCCCGUGUGGAUCAUCAUGGAGCUGUGUACACUGGGAGAGCUACGCUCCUUCCUGCAAGUGAGAAAAUACAACCUCGACUUGGCAUCACUGAUUCUCUAUGCUUUCCAGCUAAGCACAGCACUUUCCUACCUGGAGAGCAAGCGGUUUGUACAUCGGGAUAUAGCUGCCAGGAACGUGCUGGUAUCCUCAGUGGACUGUGUUAAACUGGGAGACUUUGGCUUGUCUCGAUACAUGGAGGACAGCUCCUAUUACAAAGCCUCCAAAGGGAAACUGCCUAUCAAAUGGAUGGCACCAGAGUCUAUUAACUUCAGACGCUUUACCUCAGCCAGUGACGUGUGGAUGUUUGGUGUGUGUAUGUGGGAGAUCCUCAUCUACGGAGUCAAACCCUUCCAGGGGGUGAAGAACAACGAUGUCAUCGGGCGGAUAGAGAACGGAGAGCGUCUGGCCAUGCCCCACAACUGCCCCCCUACCCUGUACAGCCUGAUGACCAAGUGCUGGGCCUACGACCCUAGCAAGAGACCCUGCUUCACAGAGCUCAAAGCCCAGCUCAGUCAGAUAUUGGAGGAGGAGAAGCUCCAGCAGAAGGAGAGGACACGUAUGGAGAUGAGACGUCAGGUCUCCGUGUCCUGGGACUCAGGGGGGUCCGACGAGGCGCCGCCUAAACCCAGCAGACCAGGAUACCCCAGCCCACGCUCCAGUGAGGGGUUCUACCCCAGCCCACAGCACCAGGGGCAGCCCACCCACUACCAGAUGGCAGGAUACCCAGGCCCCCACGGCAUGCCUUCCAUCACCAGUGGGAUGUACCCUCCCCAGGCUUCCCACGAUCCCCAGGACACCUGGAACCACCACCGGCAGCAGGACCUCCCCAUGUGGUCCCCCAACAUGGAGGACAGGGGGUCUCUGGACAUGCAGGUGAUGGGUCAGGUUCUGCCCCCCCUCCUGAUGGAGGAACAGCUGAUGAUGCAACAGCAGCAGAUGGAGGAGGACCAGCGGUGGCUGGAGCAUGAGGAACGUUUCCUGAAGCCGGAUUCAAGGAUUUCCAGAGGCAGCAUUGACCGGGACGACGGCAUCCUCCACGGACCAACAGGAAACCAGCACAUAUACCAACCCAUAGGCAAACCAGAACAUGCAGCUCCACCAAAGAAACCCCCCCGUCCUGGAGCCCCCAGUCACCUGGGUAGUCUGGCCAGCCUGAAUCCCGUGGACAGCUACAAUGAGGGAGUGAAGCUCCAGCCUCAGGAGAUCAGCCCACCCCCCACUGCCAACCUGGACCGCUCUAAUGACAAGGUCUAUGAGAAUGUCACAGGACUGGUGAAGGCUGUCAUAGAGAUGUCCAGUAAAAUUCAGCCUGCGCCUCCCGAGGAAUACGUGCCAAUGGUCAAGGAUGUGGGUCUGGCACUGAGAACACUCCUGGCCACAGUGGAUGAAACAAUCACGUUACUUCCAGCUAGCACACACAGAGAGGUGGAGAUGGCCCAGAAGCUGUUGAACUCUGACCUGGCGGAGCUGAUCAACAAGAUGAAGCUGGCCCAGCAGUACGUCAUGACCAGCCUGCAGCAGGACUACAAGAAACAGAUGCUGACGGCCGCCCACGCCCUGGCCGUAGACGCCAAGAACCUUCUAGACGUCAUCGACCAGAGCCGGCUCAGGAUGUUGGGCCAGGCCCGGCCGCCACCUCACUAGCGCUGUGGGAGGAGGGUGUGGAGUGUGGGAUGAACUGAGUCAACACAAAGCUUCUGUCUGAAUGACUGUCUGGACAGAUGGAAGCCAUGUGAAGGCAGCCUUGGGUUUGUUCACCUGUUCUGUCAUGUCUAAUCAGUGAUUACUUCAAGGAACGGAGGAAUGAGGAAGAUUUCACUGUGAAGGAAUUUGAACGGGAUACUGCUUCUACAGGACCAUCAUAUGGACUGGACUCCAUGUGCAUCACCAGGCAGACUAGCGACCACCUCUGACCCUCACUCCCCAACACACCACUCCUUUUUAUAGACUUGGAAUCUUUGAAGAGUUGUUUUAUUUUAUGCUGCACCGAUUGUGUCGGCUGACUAACUGAAUUCCUACAGUCCCAGAUUUCAUCUGAAGAAGAAUCAGGAGGCACACUUCAGAAACUGCUCCCCCCAGAGGACAUAUGGAGGAUGAUGUGGACAACACAACUGAACUGGAACCUCUCUGCUUUAGUAGACAGAACACUGAGCUCCUCACACUACGUCUAACAUGUCUGCUUCAUUGUUAACACUUGUCACAAGCUCAAUAGUGAUUCAUGGAGGAUCACAAACACUGGGAUAUAUUUUGUCUUGGCUCAGUCGGCCAUCUUGUCAAAUAGGAGAAAAUAAAGGAUGAAAUAAAAUGAUGACAAA
Messenger RNA from Oncorhynchus keta (chum salmon), 2651 nucleotides. Its product is annotated as focal adhesion kinase 1-like. Gene Ontology annotation, cellular component: focal adhesion. The coding region runs from base 16 to 1980 and encodes 654 amino acids. Gene Ontology annotation, molecular function: ATP binding; protein tyrosine kinase activity. The record is from RefSeq and is a predicted model, not a curated record. Gene Ontology annotation, biological process: signal complex assembly; protein phosphorylation. Lineage: Eukaryota; Metazoa; Chordata; Actinopteri; Salmoniformes; Salmonidae. The transcript has 18 exons.